Molecule: messenger RNA, 1053 nt
Organism: Spea bombifrons (plains spadefoot toad)
Lineage: Eukaryota; Metazoa; Chordata; Amphibia; Anura; Pelobatidae
Product: translational activator of cytochrome c oxidase 1
Exons: 6
Coding region: 105-974 (289 amino acids)
Cellular component (GO): mitochondrion
Source: RefSeq, a predicted model, not a curated record
AGGGGCUCAUGGUGAAGUGGGCGUGCCCCGUGUACCGGAAGUAAAGGGCCACCUUGGUGAGGAAGCUCGUGUGGUGUGGAUUCUGCCAUGCUGAAAGGGUGACAAUGGCUUUAAACAGGAUCCUCUGCCUAUCCAGAAAACAUCUCUGGAGGGCUUCAGUUGGAUUUCAGGAACCCCUGGAGAUCUGGGCCCACCUGGGCUUAUACUCCCCAGGCUCAGAUUUCCACAGUUCCCCGGUUUCCUCUGCUGGGCACAAUAAGUGGUCCAAGGUGAAGCAUAUAAAAGGUCCCAAGGAUGAGGCGCGGGCGCGGCUAUUUGCCAAACUGGCCGUGAUGAUCAAAGUGGCCGUCAAAGAAGGAGGACCGAACCCGGACCUGAAUGUCAAUUUGGCGCAGCUGAUCGAGCAAUGUCGGCAACGAAACAUGCCAAAGAGUUCCAUCGACAAUGCCAUCAAAGGGGCGGAUAAGUCGAAGCCCACGUCUUACGCACUGUAUGAGGGGAGAGGACCCGGUGGCUCCUCACUGCUCAUUGAGGCUCUCACAGACAACAACAAGCGGUCAUAUGCAGAACUCAAGCUUAUCAUGGCAAGGAAUGGGGGAUCAAUGUGCGACGGAGCCCGGCACUGUUUUGAUAAGAAGGGGGUUGUGACGGUGCAAACUAAUGACGGCGAGGGGAACGCCGUGCAGCUGGAACGGGCGCUCGAACUGGCUAUAGAAGCAGGAGCUGAGGAUGUGCAGGAAACACAAGAUGAAGAAGAGAGGGACGUGUACAAGUAUAUCUGUGAUGUGUCGUCUUUGCGUGACAUUCGCUCCAAUUUAGUCUCUUUGGGUCUGGUGCCGCUCACCUCUGGACCAGAGUUCCUCCCAAACCUCACUGUGAGACUCUCAGACGCUGACAUGGAGCUGGCGUCGCAACUCCUAGAGUUAAUCCACAAUCAAACAGACGUGAUGAGGGUCUAUGACAACAUUGAGUAGAGCAGCAGAACCCAGAGUGAUGUGAAUGCCUUCAUGAUGCCACGUUCUGGAAGGACUGUAACGUCUGGUGGAGUGAGUG